UACAAAGGACUCACCGUGGACAGUGACGUCGGCUGAGGAGUUCUUAAAGCGCAUUCAGCACCUCGAGGUAAAGGCAGACGAGGAGGUGGUGUCAUUCGAUAUGAUCUUGUUUUUCACCUCCAUCCCACCUGCACUGAUUAUCAACACUAUCGACGGCCUUCCUUGUGAAAAAUACGACGAGACCGAGAACCACCUCAAACGAGAGCACAUCAUCGAGCUCCUUGGAUUGUGCCUUAAGACCUUUUUCACCUUCAACGGCCAGGUUCUUCAACUCGGACCCCCGAAGUUCUGGGUCCGAUACGUCGAUGACACAUUCGUCAUACUAAAGAGGACCCACGUGCAAGCUUUCAAGGCAUCGGUGAAUUCGAUCUUUCCCGACAUCCCGUUUACCAUUCAAGAAGAAGUCAACAAUCGGUUCUUCGCUUGUAUUGGCAAAUCGGUUGUCCUUCCUUGA
Messenger RNA from Dibothriocephalus latus, 454 nucleotides. Lineage: Eukaryota; Metazoa; Platyhelminthes; Cestoda; Diphyllobothriidea; Diphyllobothriidae. The record is from the annotation of a GenBank genome assembly.